UUCCUUUUGCAUUGCUUUGCGUAGUCAACAUGGGGCGCAGACCUGCCCGUUGUUAUCGUUACUGUAAGAACAAACCAUAUCCCAAGUCUCGCUUCUGCCGUGGUGUGCCAGAUGCCAAGAUAAGAAUUUAUGACUUGGGUCGUAAAAAGGCACGUGUGGAUGAGCUUCCACUCUGUGUUCAUAUGGUGUCAGAUGAGUAUGAACAGCUCUCAAGUGAAGCCUUGGAAGCGGCCCGUAUCUGCUGCAACAAAUACAUGGUGAAGAAUUGUGGUAAAGAUUCCUUCCAUCUGCGUAUGAGGCUGCAUCCAUUCCACGUCAUCAGGAUUAACAAAAUGUUGUCAUGUGCUGGAGCUGAUAGGCUUCAGACUGGUAUGCGUGGUGCCUUUGGCAAACCUCAGGGCACUGUGGCACGUGUUAACAUUGGACAAGUCAUCAUGUCUGUGAGGACAAAGGAUGGAAACAAAGCUGCUGCUAUUGAAGCUUUGAGAAGAGCUAAGUUCAAGUUCCCUGGAAGGCAGAAGAUUUAUGUGUCCAAGAAAUGGGGCUUCACUAAGUUUGAUCGUGAGACCUAUGAGCAGUGGCGAGCCUCUGGUAAACUGAUACCUGAUGGAGUAAUUGCUAAGUACAUUGCAGAUCAUGGGCCGCUCGCCGCCUGGAAGAAGCAGCAUGCAGCAUAAGUUGUGCAAACAAAUGUGAAUAACGGAAAUUAAAACUCCACAGUGUUUAACUUG
Messenger RNA from Orbicella faveolata, 731 nucleotides. Its product is annotated as large ribosomal subunit protein uL16-like. Gene Ontology annotation, molecular function: structural constituent of ribosome. Gene Ontology annotation, cellular component: ribosome. The record is from RefSeq and is a predicted model, not a curated record. Gene Ontology annotation, biological process: translation. NCBI's taxonomy places the organism in Eukaryota, Metazoa, Cnidaria, Anthozoa, Scleractinia, Merulinidae.